GUGAGCGCACGGUCCCUUCAGCCACUCGCCAUGGCGAACAGCAGAUUCCAGUACGUCAAGAAGUUUGAGCUUUCGGACGCGUUGCUGCCCGACACCUACCUGGUCGCCCGGCUGGACGGACACAGGUUCACGAAGUUCACUGCAGAGCAUGGGUUUACCAAGCCCAACGACGAGCGAGGGCUACUGCUGAUGACCGAACCGACGAGAAUGCGAGCCAUUGAUCUGCGUACGUUUGGCCCGUUACUCGUUGCUUUCGUAUCGGUGCAGUGUGCGCGGCAGGUAAUGAGCGAGUGGUCGGACUUGGUGAUGGCGUUCGGGCAGAGCGAUGAGUUCAGCUUCCUUCUCCCGGCUUCGAGUCCACUGUAUGGGAGGCGAUCGGCGAAGCUGUCCACUUCCUUUGUGUCUCUCUUCUCCUCCAGCUUCGUCUUCUUCUGGCCGAAACACUUCCCAGACACUCCCCUGCUGUACCCACCCAACUUCGACGCCAGGAUAAUCUCUUACCCCUCCGCCCAGGCAAGCACCCCCGUAGUCAUGCUUCGCGUCUUUUUGUGGCACAACCACUACUUCCCCCUUCCGCUCGUCCACAGUGGAUUUAAGGGCGUCGAUGGUGUCAUCAACGACAAAGUCCUCGGCGUGAAGGUCGCCCUCCGUCGUUUGGAAGCUGACGAACGGUCCGUCAACCCCUCAAGGGCGGAGGGCGACCUUCGCGCGAAGGAUAUUGUCGUUGACGACACCAUUGACGCCCUGAAGACCACCGUGGACGAGGAGAAGGGGGCCGCCGAGCACGUCCGGGAUUACUUUUCGUGGAGGCAAGCGGACUGCCACAUCAAUAACCUGUACAACACCUGUUUCUGGGCACUUGUCGCCGAUGGGGUGUCCAAGCAGGACGCCCAGGUAGCCCUCAAGGGCACCACCUCCGGCGACAAGAACGAGCUCCUCUUCUCGAGGUUCGACACCAACUACAACGAAAUCCCCCAGCGCUUCCGAAAGGGCACCACGCUGUUUCGUGCCCGACCAACAGCGGUGGCGGCGCCACCGAUGCCGCCGCCUCCUGAAAAAUCAUCGCGGCAGCCAUCGCGACAAGACGGCGCAGCUGCGGUGGACGGAAGCGGCGACAAGGGUGGACGUGGACCACCGGUAGAAGGUGGCCCCGUUUCGGCGACGGCCACUGGUGGGGAAACCCCAAUGGCGGGGCAGCAGGCCGGAGAGACAGGCGUAGAGGCACCAACGCUUGCCGCGCAAGAAACCAACAACCGAGUGGAGAACAACAUCGGAGUAGAGACAAUCCCCGAUUCUCGUCGUUCGGGCGAUGGAAAACCCGAAGCGGGGACAGAGGGCGGGGAUGCGCAAGCCGGGGUAGCAGCGUCUGGCGCUGCAACCGGGAAGGGGCUGAGCGAUAAGGGACCACACGGGAGAGGCAAGGGGGGUGCCAGCGAGAAGGCGGGGGGCACGCCACGGGGCGACGCUGUUGUAAAGGUGGUUUCAUGCUCGGACGGGAAGGGCAGAGCCAAGCGGCUCUUGAAGAAGGGGCACGCGCCUCCCGGAGCCAUCGAGGAGGACGCGUGCGACCUUAUUCGGGACGAUUUCUGGGACAGAAACCCGCACAUUUUGGCCGCGGGUACAAUGAGACGGUGACGACAGCAGAGUGUGGUCGUGAC
This is a messenger RNA of Ectocarpus sp. CCAP 1310/34, 1658 nucleotides long. NCBI's taxonomy places the organism in Eukaryota, Phaeophyceae, Ectocarpales, Ectocarpaceae. The record is from the annotation of a GenBank genome assembly.